Lachancea mirantina is the source of this 1704-nucleotide messenger RNA. The record is from the annotation of a GenBank genome assembly. Lineage: Eukaryota; Fungi; Ascomycota; Saccharomycetes; Saccharomycetales; Saccharomycetaceae.
AUGAUUUCGGCGACCACAUGGGUGCCAAGAGGCUUCCCGUCCGAGUUUCCGGAGAAAUACCAGCUCAACGAUGAAGAAAUGGCCAGAAUCAAUCAAUUGGCACAACUGAACCUCGGAGACGCAAGAGACGAGCUGGAAGAUGCUAGAGAUGCGGAAGACGCCGAAGAGACUGAAGGCAACGAAACCGACAUUAAAACGUUACAGGACCAAAUAGAAGACGACAACGAUUUGAAAGAAUUCGACUUAGAGCAUUACGACGACGAAAACGUCAGCGGUGGCCAAGGUGCAAUGAUGUUCCCUGGGCUUCCCGACGAAGUCAAGUUCGAAGAAGGUGAAGACGGCGAAGAUCAGUAUUUGGCGUUGCCCACACAGCAGGACGAUCAGGAGGAAAAACAGGAGCUCCAAGUGUAUCCUACCGACAACAUGGUGUUAGCAUCGAGAACCGAAGACGACAUCUCAUACUUGGAUGUCUACGUGUACGACGACGGAGCCGGGUUUAACGACCCUGACGUGCCCGACGAGGCCGGCGACGAACAGGACCCCGACGUUGCGCGCGGUUUAGUGCGUGACAACGCACUUUAUGUCCACCACGAUCUUAUGUUGCCUGCAUUCCCGCUGUGCGUCGAAUGGAUCAACUACAAACCAGGCUCUAACUCGGAACAACCCGCCAAUUUUGCCGCUAUAGGUACAUUUGACCCGCAGAUCGAGUUGUGGAACUUGGACUGCGUCGAAAAGGCGUUUCCAGAUAUGAUUCUGGGCGAACCACAGGACAACGAACUAUCCACAUCUCAGAAGAAGAAGAAAAAGAAUAAGAAAAAGUCCAAGCAUGUUACAACCCACCACAUUGACGCCGUCCUGUCUCUCGCGCAUAGCAAACACUUCCGUGCCGUGCUGGCUUCGACUUCUGCUGACCACACUGUCAAACUAUGGGAUUUGAACCAAGGAAUUGCAGCACGUUCCAUCGCCUCCACGCACUCUGACAAAAAUGUGUCCUCGUCCCAAUGGCAUCCUACCAGCGGUUCCAUUCUUCUCACAGGUGGUUACGACGCGAGAGUUGCAUUGACAGACGUUAGAAUCGCCGAUGACUCUCAAAUGAGCAAAUACUGGUCGGUCAUGUCCGGCGAAGACAUUGAAGCCGUUCAGUUUGCUGACGAAAAUGUAUUUAUGUGUGGUACAGAUGCUGGUAAUGUUUACUCCUUCGAUAUCAGAAAUGGCGAGAGCAGCAAAGCUCUCUGGACGCUAAAUGCCCACGAUGCAGGUAUCUCGUCCUUGAACGUUAACGCAUUCGUGCCUAACAUGAUGUGCACCAGCGCCAUGGGUGAGAAAACGGUCAAGCUAUGGAAAUGCAAUGCUCAAGGUCCAAGCAUGGUUCUAAGUCGUGACUUUGGCGUUGGAAACGUACUGACAACAUCUUUUGCGCCCGAUAUUGAGGUUGCCGGUAACAUCGUCGUUGGUGGAGUCAAUAAGGGACUCAAGCUGUGGGAUGUUUUCACCAAUAGAUCUGUGCGCAAAAACUUUUCUGAAGAGCUUUCGACGGUACAGAAAAAGGCUCGCCAGGAAGCCCAAACCAUCGGUAAAGCGUCCAGAAUAGCUCGCAAAUAUGUCAAGAACGAUAAUCCUGACACAGUGGUGACGAUCGACGACCAAAGCGGCGACGAAGCAGAGAACGAUGCCGAGGAAGAAGAUUGGGAAGACACCGAUUAA